This is a messenger RNA of Cornus florida, 1534 nucleotides long. RefSeq lists its product as uncharacterized. Gene Ontology annotation, molecular function: phosphatidate cytidylyltransferase activity. The record is from RefSeq and is a predicted model, not a curated record. The transcript is spliced from 10 exons. NCBI's taxonomy places the organism in Eukaryota, Viridiplantae, Streptophyta, Magnoliopsida, Cornales, Cornaceae. Gene Ontology annotation, cellular component: mitochondrion. Gene Ontology annotation, biological process: CDP-diacylglycerol biosynthetic process; cardiolipin biosynthetic process. The coding region runs from base 1 to 906 and encodes 301 amino acids.
AUGGAGGACAAAUCUGAAGAGCUUACGAGUUUGCUGAAAAUUCUCCCCCCUGUAGAAUUUUGUUGUGUCUAUGGCUCAGCUCUCCAUCCAAAUAAUUGUGACAAGUCAUCAAUGGUAGAUUACAUUGUAGGUGUAGUAGAUCAUCUGCAAUGGCAUGCUGCGAAUUUGAAAAUGAAUCGAGAUCACUAUGCCUCCUGGAUGGUGCACCUUAGCAGGGCAAGGCUGAUUACUGAUGUUGCAGAUGAAAUUAGUGUUGGAGUACACUUCAACCCAUUUGUUACCAGGAAUAACAAGAUGUUCAAGUACGGGGUUGUUCGAAUGGAUGAUUUGAUACGGGAUAUACUCAAUUGGGAGAGGUUCUAUCUUAGUGGUCGAUUACAAAAACUUGUUCAUAUACUGAAGGAUAAUCUGGAUAUUUCAAAUGUAAACUUUGUUAAUUUGAGAGCUGCAACAUCUGCUGCUCUCCCUCUUUGGCCAUCCAAAUUCAAUGAGGAAGAUCUCUUUGCCAAAAUAUGUAGCUUGUCAUAUAUGGGUGAUCUACGUAUGCUUUUUGCAGAAGAUAAAAAUAAGGUAAAUAAUAUUGUGCAAGGGCAGUUUGGUUUAUUCCAAACAAUGUAUAAGCCAUAUCUAGAAGAACAUGCAACCAAUGACUUGUUGAGAUUUUCAUCAUCUGGUGGUCACCAAGUAAAUAUAUCUCAGGAUUCUAGUUUAUCUACAGUUUCCUCCCUUGUUUUUAUUCUUCCAGCGACGGUCAGAAGCCAAAUGAGGAUGAGAGUAGGAGAAGAGAAAAAAGUUGGUAAAUCUGGUCAAGUUAUACACGAAGUUGUGAUUAAUUCAAGGGAAGUGGUUACCAAAUGCAUGCGGAAAGUUGUGAGGCAUAGGGUUAUGAUUUCAAGUGCAAGGUAGGCUGUUUCUGGAAUACUGACUAUUUGUGCUGUUCAUGGAGUUAGAUAUCUUGCAAAUAAGAUGCAUAAGGCUUGGAAAUCAUGGACAUGAACUUGAAAUACUGACUGUUGGUGCUGUUCAAGUGCAAGGCAUGCUGUCUCUCCUAUUUUGGGUUUUUUCCUCCUUCCAAGUGGGUUAAUUUCUUGUGGACUAAAACCUUGACAAGAGAAGUACAACAUCAGCUUGAUCUAAAACUAAGGCUAAAUGGGCUUUGUCUAGAAGUGCACUGUAUUUUUGGCAAACUUUUGAGAGGAAAUGAAUGAUUCCUAUAGGAGUUUUGUAUCUUUAAUAUAAGGAUCAUUUUUUUUUAUUUGUAUCUUUAAUAUAUGAAUCGUUUUUUUUCUUUUGGGGGUAAAAAGAAUCAAUUUUUUUUUCUUUAAUUUUGUAAAUUAUAUAAGUUUUUUUUUUUUUUUUUUUUUUUUUUUUUUUUUUUUUUUUUUUAAACCUGGCAAUUUAUUGAGAAAAUACUAACAUAUUUGGGUUAUAAUGAUUUUUUUAAUACUGAGAGUGCUUAUCUUCUUAGUAUCUUAGUCUGAAUAUUUAUUUGGCAAAAAAAUAUAAAACCCCCCUCAACUAUCAAAAAUCAGUA